AUGAGCCGCGCACAGCUCUGCGCACUCCCAGCGCAGCGGUUGUUGCCCGGUUUCAUCCGCGCCAUCGAUUGCCAGGACGCGCUAGACGCCCUCGAUGAAGGAACGGGCACCGGUGACCCUUUGGCAGGCCUGACACCAGAGCAACUAGAGUACAUUCGACAGCUUAUCAUCGCCAUCUAUGAGGGGAGAGCGAUAGCUGCGAGUUAUAAUGUCUUUAUUGUUUGUAUAAUCGCGGUGCUUGCAGUGUUGCACUGGCGGGAGCAGAAGCGAGACAAGCAAAAAUGGACGGCUAUUCAGCAAGUUUCAUCAGGAAGAACAGCAACCGAAAACAGCCAGAUUGAUGAAUCAGGGACUUCCACGCCUUCGUCAUCAUCCUCGACCACCAUUUUCCCUCAGACAACCCACAUUAAAAGCCCCGAAGACGAAGUAGACGUUGACCUCGAACGCCUUCCCCUAUUAGCCAGUUCACAGCCAGCAAAGCACUUCCAACCCAACCGUGUCACUAACAGACUCAGAUCAUGGCUUCUCUACCAACCCCCACCAAUUCCCAUCAUCAACCGUGUCCUCCCCUCCAUCGGCACCACCCUCUUCAUUCUCUCCUGGCUUGCCCUUAACAUCUUCAUUCAGUUCUACCGCCUCCCGAUGAAAUGGUCCUUCUUCUUCAUUUUCGCCGACAAAGCUGGCUUCCUCUUCAUCGUCAACCUCCCCUUACUCUACCUCCUGUCAGCCAAGAACCAACCUUUACGUCGGUUGACAGGCUACAGCUAUGAAGCUCUCAACAUCUUCCACCGCAGAGUGGGAGAAUGGAUGUGCUUCGUUGCCGUUGUCCACUUCAUCAGCAUGCUUCUAUACCAGUUCGUUAUCGCAGAAGACUGGCUUCUGGCCUCGCAGUCACCAAAGGCGUACUUCACCCACCCGCUCAUCUUGUUCGGCAUCGGCACUUUUGUCAGCUACGAACUGUUAUUCUUCACCAGCUUGGGAAGCUUCAGACAGAGAUGGUAUGAGCUCUUCCUCGCUUCCCAUGUCAUUCUCCAGGUCGCAGCACUCGGAUUUCUCUGGGGACACUUUUACACCAGUCGACCCUACGUAAUCAUCGCUUUGGCUAUUUUCCUCCUCGAUAGGCUUGUGUGGAGGAUGAGCAUCAAGCGGGUCGCCAUGGAAAUGGAUCUUACGGUGCUAGAUGGGGAGACAUACUUGGUGUCAGGUGAUUGGGAUGUUCUCCCUGGGGCAAAUGGUGUUUUGGCAGGUUGGGAGCCGACGGAUCAUGUCUUCUUGACGGUGCCAGCUUUGGGUCGGAGUUAUGCGUUGCAGGCGCAUCCUUUCACAAUCGCCUCAGCCGCGCCUGACAAGGGAGUGGAACGAGAAGAAGGGGGGAGACAUGCCUGGUUCAGUCUCUUGAUCAGAGCCCAGUUCGGGAACUUUCCCGGCGGAUUCACGAGGCAGUUGCUCAAGCACGCCAAGACGCACAAAAGGGUAGAGGUCCAGCUGGAUGGGCCCUAUGGCUCGCCGCAUGCGUUGAGUAUGCUGAGAGCGUCCAACAAUGUGAUACUGGUGGCAGGAGGUAGCGGGAUCGCAGUGACGUUCCCGCUUGUGUGGGCGCUUCUUCACGAAGCAGCAUCUCAGACAGACUCCGAGGAAGAUGAAGAUAAGCAAGUGCCGUCCUCGAGUAAACAGAAGAAGGCAAGAGGGAGAAAAGUCCACAUGCUCUGGGUUACGCACUCGCACUGGCACCAGAAAUGGAUUCCGAAGGAGCAGCUCGACGACCUCGUCGCGCUGGGUUUGGAUUUGGUCGUGCCUCCCCCAACCAUGGAUGCAGGCAGACCGGAAGUGCAUGGGAUUGUGGGUCAAUGGAUCCAGGAGGCCGAAGGCGAUUCGAGCGUGCUCGUGUCUGGUCCCGAUGGCUUGAACAGAGUUGUGAGAAACGUUGUGGCCGGGGCUGUCAGACAAGGGAAGAAUGUCCGGAUAGCAGUGGAGAAGUUUGGGUGGUGA
This is a messenger RNA of Podospora pseudocomata, 1989 nucleotides long. RefSeq lists its product as uncharacterized. Bases 1 to 1989 code for a protein of 662 amino acids. Gene Ontology annotation, molecular function: ferric-chelate reductase activity. Gene Ontology annotation, cellular component: plasma membrane. The record is from RefSeq and is a predicted model, not a curated record. Gene Ontology annotation, biological process: intracellular iron ion homeostasis; copper ion import; iron ion transport. The transcript has a single exon. NCBI's taxonomy places the organism in Eukaryota, Fungi, Ascomycota, Sordariomycetes, Sordariales, Podosporaceae.